Molecule: messenger RNA, 3798 nt
Organism: Ipomoea triloba (trilobed morning glory)
Lineage: Eukaryota; Viridiplantae; Streptophyta; Magnoliopsida; Solanales; Convolvulaceae
Product: putative late blight resistance protein homolog R1A-4
Exons: 7
Coding region: 73-2787 (904 amino acids)
Biological process (GO): defense response to other organism
Molecular function (GO): ADP binding
Source: RefSeq, a predicted model, not a curated record
ACUGGCAUUUUCUCUUCUCUUCUCAAACAAACACAGAAAAAUAGUUGAGCUUGAGUGAGUUAACCUAGAGAGAUGGCCAUUGUUGCUUUAACUUCUCUCACGUCAACACUUGAGCUUGAGUUUUUGCAGUCCACCCCAAGGGUAUCUCUUGAUGAAGAUGAAAGUGGGUCGAUGUGUUGUCUGCUGAAGUUGAAGCCAAGCGUGUCUCUUUAUGGUCAAGUAAAAAUGCUCCAUAAAAAGCUUUGUUCUUUGCAGGCCUUUCUAGAGGGAUUCAAGCGAGGUGGUGGUGAUGGUGCUGAAAUCAUAGAUUUGGAAAUCAAAAUUAGAGACUUUGUGCUCAAAGCUGAAGACAACAUUGAAAUACAAGUCAGCAACUUUCUUCUGGCCAAAGAUGGAGGGCAUCCACAAAAAGCUUCUCAGGAGCUCCAUCAAACCUUGCGAGAAGCAGCAAAAAAUGCAGCAGAGUUGCUGAAGAUGACGAUUAGCACAAGCAAUGAAGUCAAGAUGGUCGGGCCUGAGAAUGUUAAGUUGACUGGAUCCUCACAGUGCUUUCCUAAGCUUGAGGGCAGAAUAAUGGUCGGGCGUCACUAUGAUCGUACAGUGAUAAUCAACUCCCUCCUCGAGGAAUAUGAAUAUGAAUUUGGAUUCUUUGGACGAAGAGUAAUUUCAAUUGUUGGGAUGAUGGGUAUAGGAAAGACUUGUUUAGCCACAAGUAUCUACAAUGAUCCAUCAGUUGCAUCGCAUUUCCAGGUACGAGCUUGGAUUACUUUACCUCAAGAAUACCAGGAUGUGGAUCAAACACUAUGGGAUCUUUUGUCGUCACUUUCGGGAAUAGAGCCAUCUUUUAAUCUAUACUCAAGAGAACCGUAUGAAGUAUAUAAAAAAGUAUAUCAACGCUUAGAAAGUCGGAGGUAUCUAAUUGUUUUGGAUAACUUAUGGGACAAUUCAGUUUGGCGACAUAUCCAAUUUUGUUUUCCUUGUGAUGGCAGAAGUCGCAUAUUAAUAACCACGACGCACUUCAAUCAGGAAAGGGAUAAUUUUACAAAGUUUUAUAAGCAUAACAUGGCUUUUCUGGAUCCAAAGGAAAGUUGGGAUCUAUUCUGCAAUAUCCUUUCUCCCAAAGAAUCUAUGGCACCUAAACUUGAACAAAUUAGGAGUGAGGUUUUGGAGAAAUGUGAAGGAUUACCACAAUUAAUUGUUGAAGUUGCAAAGCGUUUGUCAAAAUGCAACAACAUACAACAAGAAUGGAAGAAGAUUGAAAAGGAAUUAGAGUUGGUGGGAACUCUAGAUCGUACUGUACUUGCUCGCAUAUACAAUCAAUUGCCAAAAUAUGUCAAUGCUUGCUUUCUAUAUUUUGGAGUCUUCCCAAAACGCAGUGAAAUCACAGUUAAAACGCUUAUUAGAUUGUGGGUUGCUGAGGGAUUUGUUGAGCCAUUGGAGCAUAAAAAGUUGUUGGAAGAUGUAGCUUAUGAGUAUUUAGAAGAGCUUGUUGAUAGAAGUCUUGUCUUAAUUAGCAGCCGGAGCUUAAGUAAUGGCAAAAUUAAGACUUGUAAGAUGCAUGGUAGCAUGCAUACUUUCUGUGUAGGAGAAGCUCAAAAAGGAGGUAUUUUAUGUGCAGUAAAUACUAUGCAAUUUCCAGGAGUUUCAUUAAAUGCAUUUGCAAAUUCAUGCCGUUGGUUGAGUUUUUACACACAUAGUUUUGACUAUUAUGUGUUGUUUGAUACAAUAAAGGCUCGUUCCAUUUUCUUCUUUCAUGAAAAUCCUGAAAUUUCUGCACCUCUCAAGCUGUUAAGAGUUUUAGCUUUUGUUCCACCUCCAUUCUUCCGAAGAAUGCAAAUGCAUUUUGGGGAUUUCAUUUUCUUGAGAUACAUAUCUGUAGCACAAUGGUUUGAAGGUCUGGAUUAUAUAGUGUCAAUUAACUGUAAUUUGCAGACUCUUGUUGUGUCCGGUAAUGAAUCACAAGCUGGAGCAUCUACUGUCCAUUUGUCAUCCAAAAUUUGGGAGUCACCACAGUUGAGGCAUCUUGAACUUGGCAAUUCCUAUACAGUAGAUCCUCCAAGCGUUGAUAAGAAGAGUUUUCAAACAUUAUCUUGGGUGAGUCCAACCUAUUGCCGAAAGGAAAUGUAUAGCAAGUUUCCGAAAUUAAAAGCACUGAAAAUUUUCCUUAAAGAUGAAUUAGAGGUCAACUGCACUUGCGGAUCUUGCAGUAAUCCCAUCAUUUUGGAUAAUCUUGACUAUUUGGAAGGGCUUGAGAAGUUAACGAUUUCAGUUUCUAUUGACUGCAAUGUAACCCUUCAAAAUCGGUCUAUGUUUCCUUUCCUACUGGAGAAGUUGAGGUUGAGUGGGCUUAAUCUCUCUGAGAGGCAUUUAACAGUAAUUGGCAUGUUGCCCCAGCUUAAGGUGCUCAAGCUAGAAAAUUCCUUCCAUGGAAAAGUAUGGGAAGUAUCAGAAGGAGGAUUCCGUCAGCUAGGAUUCUUGCUUCUUGAAGCUAAAAGCCUGGAGCAGUUGAAGGCUAAUAAAUAUUCCUUUCCAUAUCUCCAGCACUUAGGCCUAAGAUUCUGUUAUUGCCUGGAAGAGAUCCCUCAGAGUUUUGCACAUAUUUUCAAGCUGCAGUCAAUUGAGUUGAAACAGUGCAGCCCUUCUGUAGUCGCUGCUGCCAAGCAGAUUCUAGAAGGACUGCAUCCAAUACGAAGAAGAGUGUUUGAGAUCAAAAUCGACGGGUCUGAAUAUGAGGAAUCAAAAUAUCCACAAGUAGAAGAUUACUUGGCCGAGAUCACAGUGAGCUAACUGUUAUUAGAAAAAUGGGCAUUAAGGAUAAAUUUCCUUAAUCCCAGAUAUUUGUCAGUUGUGGGUUCCUUGUGAAGGAGAUGCAUGUUGGUCAUUUAAGAUGUACUGUCAUCCGUGAAACCGUUGCCAGUGUGCUUGAGUUAACUAAUGUUGAUGUUUCUCAAAGGAAUCGUAUAUGUUGGUGGCUGUGGCAUGGAGGUUUAUUCAUCUAGUGCCUAUAUGAGAUGAUUGGUGUGGUCAUUGAAUAUGUUGCAGAAAAAUUUCUAAAUUGGGAAGCUGGUUGUGCUCAAGCUAUUGGAGUUCCAGAGAUUGGCGUGCUAAUUGAAUGCCUUGCUGGAAAGUUUCUAAACUGGGAAGCUGCUAGUGCUCUCAAGUGAUUGGAGAUGUAGAGAUCAAAAUCAAGGAGCCUGAAUAUGAUGAAUCACAUAUAGAAGAGUGUAUAGACGACGGCUUGGAUGGUAUAUGUGUGUGAGGCUGCAUGUAUCUUUGUAUCUGCAUUUACAUUGCAUCCCAAAUGAAAUAAAAUGAAAUGGUGUUGCUACCUUGUACAGAUAAUUAAUGAAUUGGUUCCUCAUGACCUCAUCAACUGAUCUUCAUCAACACAGAACUUAGAUUUCUUGUUUGAUGAUUUUCUCCCCUUGUUACUCGGUCAACUGACUUCCGAUCCUAAUGUGAUGGAGGCUGUGGAGUGGUACUCAAACGUAAGUUCUCCCAUACCUAUUAAACUAAUCUUUUGGAAGACUCUUCUCUUGGCUUAGCCGGGAAGAAACGAUUGGAUCCCUCAUUAAGGAUUGCUUGGAUCUCGUGAAAAAGUUAAGCAAGUUUCGGGCACUCUAACUCUGCAUAAUGCUCCGAUCGAGUUGAACGGACUUCUCAAUGCUGACGCUCAUGGCACGCCUUUUUUAAGAAUUAGAUAAUGCUCUCCUACGAGGGCUUCUUAUGUACCAAAAAAAAAUAUUCCAGAGUUUUAAUAUGCUUUUGUAGAUUGGCACAUAUGCUAAUUAAUAUGCA